Spodoptera exigua (beet armyworm) is the source of this 1943-nucleotide messenger RNA. Lineage: Eukaryota; Metazoa; Arthropoda; Insecta; Lepidoptera; Noctuidae. The record is from the annotation of a GenBank genome assembly.
CUCGCCGCACGCAUGCGUGACUCCCCUUAGACCUUCAAUCGAUAGUGCAGUGUCGAAACAGCCUGUUGGGCUCCGGUUAUUUUCCCUUAUUUUCCCGAAUAAUCGUCGUUUUUUCGGGUGAAAUUGUGAAGUAAUUCGCCACGGUGUCGGUGUCAAGUAGCGUGCUGCCAGGUGCCAUCACAAUGAAGAUGCUAGCGCCUCACGACGGUCCAGAUAUAGCGCCAGUCGACUCAGCUGGCGAGCUGCAUGGAGCCACCCUGUGGUUGGUGGUGUGUGGUGCCGCGGUGCUGGUGGCGGCUGCGCUGGCCGCCCUCGCUUGCUGGAUCGCCCGCCGCAGGAACUCGCUUGCUCACAAACUUGGAGGCAAGCGUGGUCCAGACAAGGCUCUGGUGUUCCAGCCCCCGCGUCGAGCCACAGCUGUCCGGUCCCCCGGGUCAGCCACCCACUACCUGCGCAAGUCCCCGUCACCGACUGCACCCGCGCCACCAGCAUCGUCCCCGCCGCAGCCCACGCCGCAAACACCAGCUGCCAAUCCUGCUACCACGCCGACUGGUGGCAACAGCCCGCAGUCGCCGCUAGCUCCCACCGAGCCUGCCCCGCUGAGCAAGGAGCUCGCCGAUGCUAAUGCUACCGAGAAGACCAAGACUGCUGAGCCGGAGAGCAAUGACGGACGACUUGGUGACCUGCACUUCAAGUUACGUUAUGAGACGGAGAAGAACGCACUGGUGGUGUCGGUGGUCUCCUGCCAGGGGCUACCUGGUCGUGAACCUGCCGGACCUGAUCCGUAUGUGAAGCUGCAACUGCUGCCGGAUAAACAGCACAAGGUCAAGACCAGGGUUGUCCGUAAGACCCGCUGCCCAGUUUACGACGAGGACUUCACCUUCUACGGCAUCUACCAGCACCAGAUCUCUCUCAUCACCCUGCACUUCGUCGUACUCAGCUUUGACAGGUAUUCCCGCGAUGAGAUAAUUGGCGAGGUGGUAGCUCCGCUGACGAGCCUGCAACUGCAGAGUGGCGAGCCCAUGGCCCUUUGCCGCGAGAUACAACCACGCAGUCUGAAGAUGCGUAGCGUGGGUCGCGGCGAGGUGUUGGUGUCGCUGUGCUGGCAGCCGGCGGCGGCGCGCCUCACCGUGGUGCUGCUCAAGGCGCGCAACCUGCCCAAGAUGGACGUCACCGGACUCGCUGACCCCUACGUGAAAAUGUACCUGCUGUACAACGGGCAGCGCAUCGCGAAGAAGAAGACCCACGUGAAGAAGAGGACGUUGAACCCGGUGUUCAACGAGUCGUUCGUGUUCGAGGUGCCGGCCGCGCCCAACGCGACCCUCGACCACGUGUCGCUCGAGCUGCUCGUACUCGACUGGGACCGGGUCACUAAGAAUGAGGUGAUCGGUCGGCUGGAACUGGGCGCGGCGGGCGCGGGCAGCGCGCGGCACCACUGGCGCGAGGUGCAGGCCGCGCCGCGCCGACAGAUCGCCGACUGGCACAAGCUCAAGGAGUGAACCCCUCUACUCCACACACACUACCCUGCUUGCCCUGUCUGACCCUGUAGCCUCCAUUUACACGGAUAUUUCACUGAAAAAAUCUACCAAAUCUACAUCCUCGGUAGAUAUUAGGGACAUACGUCUUAGGGAAAUCUCCAAUCAAGUAAUUGUUGUGUAAUAUAUCUUUAAAAAUGUUUACUGUAUUGUGAAAAAACCAUAAUGUAGAAAAACAACCAACAAUUUUUGUCAGAAAUCGGAAUAUUGGCAACAAAUUAAAAGAGAAUGUCCUAAAUGGCUACAUGGUCAGGCUACUCGUGCAGAUAUCACGUUUCCCAAACCCUUUAUCCCUAAAACAUUUUAAUUGCCUAAAAUGCGUAACGUAUUUUACAAUUACAUGAGUUUUACUUGAAAGAAAUCGGCCACAAGCGUUUCUUUUUUUAACGCUAUGAUACUCAAAUGUUA